CUAAAUCCGCUUGUAUAAUGGUGGGAGGUUUACAUCUCAAGGUCGUCUGACAGACUUUAUACAUAAUAACUUGAAAUUUAAAACUUUUACCCAAAGAACUGAAGGAGCGGAAAUAAAAACGAACAAGGGAUAAUUAAGGGGAACAUUCCGUCAUAAAAUUAAGCAGAAAUAAAGAGGGAUUGCCACGCUUUUGGCUCCUCUGACUACAGCCUCAUUUCUUUGAAGUCAUCAGUCUCCAUAUAUCAGCGUACAGAAAUAUAAAUGCAUAUCUGAUGUCUUCAGUCAGGGAGUUAAAAGAAUCACCAGUGGCCUCAGCUCAAGCGUAUGUUUUGCAUUUUAACACUGAAGACCGAAUAUGGCUACCAAGUGGUGGGACACGCUCACUUUCAUGGGUUCAAAUUUUACAACAAAAAGGUUUAGACGCUUAUCGUAUCGUAGGUUGGCGUCAGCCAGAUAAUCAGGUUGUUGUUAAUUCAGUGUUAAAAGCUGGACUCGAGUAUCAAAUACAUGGUCAAUUUCAUGAAUGGCGUGAUCCAAUCACUUCUAGAGUAUAUGGUUUACAUUUUCCGGAACAAGAAGAUGCUGCAAUGUUUUUGAAAACAAUCAAUUUUAUUUUGAAUAAACUGACAAAUCCUGAUUGCAAAAAUGUAUUUGAUGGUGAAAACAUAAAUAUCAAUUCACAGUCACGUGAAUAUGCACAACCGUUUAUUUCAAAUGCAUUAGAUUCAUCAAAUAAUCAUGCUACCACACCAAAAGGUUGUACCAUAGUUAUUAAUCCAGCAAAUGUUGGCACCGAUGGAAUUGAUGCAAUGGAAAAUAAAACUACUCUACCAAAACAACCGGAACCUAAUGAAUUGGCAAAUUAUGAAUAUCAAGAUAAUGUUAAUCAAUCUAAUCAAAUAAAUAAAUUGAUAACUGCUACUACUCUGACUAAUAAUAAUAAUAUUAGUAGUGGUAGUAAAGAUUCUGGUGCAUUUGAAACACAUCGUCGUCAACUGUCUUCUACAUCAUCAAUUAGUUUAGGUUAUGCUACAGGUCCUGGGACAAUUGCAACUCCUUCAUCUGCCUCUUCAUCAUCUACUGGCUACGGUUAUGGUUAUGGAUAUGCAGGUUCAGGAAGUUUAGCUAGUUAUGCAAGUACUAGUAGCAGUGGAAGCAGUGUUGGUAAUGGUCCAAUUAAUGGUAAUUAUUUGAGCACAAUGCAUCGUCUUAGUAAUCAAAAUUUAAGGAAUCCAUCUCUAACUGGAGAGUCUAUCAGUAGUAACUGGUCAGGCUUGAGUUCUCAAGUUUCUCGUGAAAUUGUUAAUCAUUCAACUGUUGCUGUUAACACAAACAGUUCAAAUUCAUCGUCAGUGUUAACAACAUCAGUACCGGGUAGUAAUAAUAAUAAUGAUCAGAAUAAUGACGAAGAGUUAGCUAAACAGUCAGAAUCAUCUGGAUUAGCUGCUAUGCUACAAGAAGCUAUUGCUGCACGUAAACGUAAUAAAGAAAAUCGAUGUAAUGAUUCAAUAAGACCAAGUAUUAAUUCAACUUCUUGCAAUAAUUCGAUAAUUUCAACUACAAAAUCCCCGCCACCACCACCACCUCCAGCGCCACCGACAUUAUCAUCAAUUACUCAACCGAAAAAUGACAAAACCAACCCAAUAAAACGUACAGAUUCUACACAGCAAUUAAGAAAAGAUUCCAUUGAUCAAAAAUCUUCUAUGCUAGCUGAAAUUCAACGUCGUAUACAAGCUAGACGACAAUUAAUCGAUGCUGCUGAAGAAGAAUGUGGUUUGCUUAAAAAAGAUCAUCAUUUGGAAUCAUCAAAAUCUAUCUCCAUACCUUCUGAAAAUACCGGUGUUAUAUCGACUAAUUCGAUCGAUUCAUCAUUAAAUAGCCGAAAUGUUAAUACAUCUAAUUGUUCCACAAUAUCAAAUAUUAUAAAUUCUGAUUUAUCACUUACUCGUUCAGAAUUGGAUAAUUUACGUCGUGAAAUUAUUAUUGAACUACGUAAAGAAGUUCAAUUGGCGAAAAAAUGAAAUUAUGGAUUUUUGAAUGAGUUUGAGUUUAACACAAUCUGCGAACAUUGGGUUAUAUCCACAUAAUGUACAGAAAAUUGAAAUUUAAGUAGAAUAAUAAUAUAUUUGUACAAAGAUAAAUAUUGAUCAGAAAUAGAGAUCAAUUAUGUUCAUAAUCACUAAUUUAUCAUUCAUAAUUUUCCUUUUAUUACAUUUUUCAAGGUAUCAAAUUGUAUAAAGCUGUUUAACUAUUUGGACUAUGCACUCGUUUGAUCUUUGUGUACACGUUAUUUGAAUAAACACAACUGUCUUGAAAAUAUUGAACAUUUGAUCAAUUUAUACUAUUUCACAUUAUAAUACAAUUCUAUCACCAAAUUGAAAUUUGUAAUUAUCUAUUUGUUUGUUUGUCUAUUUUUUUCUUCUCUAUUUUGUUUGGAUUGGCUUCUAAUACUUUUAAAAUCUUUAAAAACGAAUGAAUUAAUUGCACAUCUCAUUUUUUUCACAUUCAUUGAAUGUGUCUAAUUCUUGGAAUGUCAUUUCUUUUAUGUUUUACAUCUGUUAAAACGUAUUAUUACAUUCCAUUUAUUUAUUAGUUUUCUUUGUUUUUGUUUUUUUGCUUGUCUAUUUAUUUAUUUAUUUAUAUAAAUAUGGAACAUAAUAACACAUUGUUCAGUAGGAUAAAUGAAUGAUGAUGGGCUUAGUACUUUCUGUCAUUUGUUUAAAUUACCUCAUUAUGAUACGUUUAGUAGCGUGGAUACUACUUCUUUCUAGGUUAUUUCCUCAAUUGUGUAUGGUCAUUAUUUGAAUCAUCUAUACUCUUCGUAAUGUAUCCAUACAAAAAAGAAAAGGGAGUAUAUUAUAAAUUUCUUUUUUAAAUUCUCAAUAUAUUUUUUAUUUAAAUUGGAUUAGGCUUUUAUUAUUAUUAUUAAUGCUACUCCAAUUGUCGAUUUAAUUUUAUUAUUACCUCAUAUAACUAGUUGAAAUUUGUUAUUUGGUUCUGUGUGUGUGUGUGUGUGUUAUUUAGUCAUUAUUCGCACAAUUAUCUAUCCAAUUUGAUUGUUUAAUUGAGAAUUGGAAGUCAUAUGUACUAGACGGUAUUCUUACAUUGAAAAACAAACAAACAUGUAUGCAUGUACAAUAGCUGAGUUUUUGUUUGUAUUUUUCAUAUUCGUAAUUAAUCUCUCCUUAUUAUCAUGAUGUAUCCUGUUUUGAUUUCAUUUUAUUCAUCUUUUUCACGUAUAUUAUAUAGUGCCUCAGAGUAAUUGCAAAUAUACAUAUAUGCAUUGUAGAAUGUUAAUUACUUUCCUUAAUUUUCAUUUUAUGUAAACACUUUCUUGUUUAUCAGUGUUCUUUUAAAAUGAUAAUGAUAAAAAUACAUAAACAUAAUAUAUAUUCUCGCAU
This is a messenger RNA of Schistosoma mattheei, 3401 nucleotides long. Lineage: Eukaryota; Metazoa; Platyhelminthes; Trematoda; Strigeidida; Schistosomatidae. The record is from the annotation of a GenBank genome assembly.